Molecule: messenger RNA, 2947 nt
Organism: Coccinella septempunctata (seven-spotted ladybird)
Lineage: Eukaryota; Metazoa; Arthropoda; Insecta; Coleoptera; Coccinellidae
Product: tachykinin-like peptides receptor 86C
Exons: 9
Coding region: 213-1601 (462 amino acids)
Biological process (GO): G protein-coupled receptor signaling pathway
Cellular component (GO): plasma membrane
Molecular function (GO): tachykinin receptor activity
Source: RefSeq, a predicted model, not a curated record
UAUCGUUCGGGUCGCGGAGUUGAGCCAUGUAAAGGAUAACGCGUCAACUGUUGCGUCUUCUUUGUCUACGGGCCUGUUUUCUUUCCGAAUUUGUGUUACCCUUUCUUUGAGAUGAAGGGAUGGUUUGGUAUUUCCCUGGAUGUAAUAGUCCAAUAUUUGGGCGUUUUGUUUUUAGUUUGAGUUGAUUGGAAGCUUGGAAAUUUUCGUUUGAAAUGGACCUGAGAUCGAACGAAACAUUCGAAGGAAUCGACUAUGGACCCCUUCAAACGUUACCUCCUCCGACCCUGUCAACCUCGAUGCCAACCCUGGCAACUAUCAUUACCACUGCCGACAAUAGUGGUAUGCCAUGGUGGGUAAAGUGUGCCUGGACAUCGGUUUUUGCCAUCAUGAUCACAGUGGCCUGUGGUGGAAAUUGCAUAGUUAUCUGGAUUGUUGUAGCGCACCGAAGGAUGAGGACUGUCACCAACUACUUCCUCGUGAAUCUGAGCACAGCCGAUCUAUUGCUCACCCUCCUGAACUGCAGCUUCAACUUCAGCUAUAUGAUUCAAAGACACUGGCCUUUUGGAAGUGUGUACUGUUCCAUCAGCAAUUUUAUUGCCAAUGCCACUGUCGCAGCAAGUGUUUUCACCCUCACUGGAAUUUCCUGCGAUAGAUAUUUAGCAAUAGUUCAUCCUCUCCAGCCACGUAUGUCUGAAUGUUCAUCCAUAGUAGCGAUAGUAAUCUUUUGGACAGCCAGUUUCAUAUUCGCUCUGCCUUGUUUGAUAUAUUCAACGACAAUAACCCACAGCUACAGAGGAAAGGAGUCUAUAGGGUGCAUCCUCAUCUGGCCAGACGGCAAGAAAGUGGGAUCCAAAUUCGAUUUUGCGUACCAGAUGUUAUUUCUGAUCCUCACUUAUGUGGUUCCUUUUAUCCUCAUGUCUUAUUGUUACACCAUGAUGGGUAAGGUACUAUGGGGAUCAGCGUCCAUAGGAGAAAUGACACAGAGGCAUAUAGAUUCCAUAAGGUCUAAGAGAAAAGUUGUGAAAAUGUUUAUACUCAUAGUCUUCAUCUUUGGCAUAUGUUGGUUACCCUACCACAGCUACUUCCUCUAUGUCUACUACGAUACGAAUGUGAUCUUCAGCAAGUACACUCAACACGUCUAUCUAGCCUUCUACUGGCUGGCCAUGUCUACUGCAAUGGUGAAUCCACUCAUCUACUACUUCAUGAAUGCCAGAUUCAGACGGUACUACAAGAUGGCAGUUUGUGGAUGGGGUUGCCAUCAUAAAAACAGCGAUAUGAACGGUAAAUCCCCGAAUACUUUCAGAAAAAACUCCCACUCCUACCAAUCAGGUGAAUAUAAAGCAAAACACGUCAGAUUCAGCCACAAAAUGAUCUACUUUCUUAAUUUAGCAGCGUUGGAUACAACGCUAAGAAGAAAAAAACCCAACGAAGACCAUCUACACCAAUGUGUGUCAAAUGGGAGAAGCCCCCUAUUGUAUCGACAAGGAACUACGGUAUCGAAGGUUAACAUCGAUACGAAAUUCAGAGAAUCGAGAUACAAGAAAAGAUGGAUCGGUAACGGCAAAGAUGAAAAUAACGAACAAAAGACUGCAGAAGUGUAGUAUUUUCGAGGGUUUUUAUAAAUGGAUUGAUGAAAUUUCAGGUGACAAACAAUAAAUUGAACCAUCAAUGAACGUGUUCGCACAUCUCCCUCAUGUUCUGGUUUGUAUGUUGAUUUUACAUCACAUAUCUAUUUUAUUUGUAGUUCUUUUUUAUUUUCUUUAUUUUUUUUUAUUAGGUAUAACCUGCAUUAGCUUUGUAUAUGAAUUAUAGGUGAGUUGAAGACUUGUACGUUAGUUUUAACAGGUGAGUACCAUUUUCCAUAGUUCAUAGAAAACAUGAAUAUAACAAGUUUAAUGAAAAUCCCUGUAUGGGUGUCGGAUGGUCUUGUGAAAGUGCAAUAAAUAUCUGUUUUUUGUAUUGAAAUAAGUGAAAAAAAAAUUAAAAUAUUGAUCAUUAAAACGAUCAAAAAAAAAUAACAAAAAUAUAAGUUUUUCCGCAUUAAUAUUAGAAAAAAAAUUAAAAAAUUACUUAUUCGUAUAAACUGAUGGACUAAGUGGACUUCAAACUGUAUAUAAAAAAAUAUGGCAUACAAAUGAAGGAAACGUACACUUAUGUAUAAAUUCAAUAAAUUAACAUUAAAUAUUCCGAAAUAUGGAAAUUUUUUCAAAAUUCAAUAAAUCUAGAACAGAGUGAAUGGUAAAUAAUAUUUGUUUAUUUAUUCGAUGGCAGCAACCUCAAGCUGAAAUUAAUAUGCAAUUCUUAAACUCACCUUGUGUCAAUAGGAAUUUUAAUUUCACACGAUAUACGUGUUUGAAGCUUUUUCUGUUGAUUUGUUGAUUGAUUUUAUCAUAUUAUAAAGUACAAAUGAAGGUUUUCCGAAUAUCGAUCAUUAAUACCCGACUAUACCAAUGAAAAUAUGAAAUAAAAAAGUAAGUUAAUUACUUUAUAAAGGGAAUAUUGAAAAAAUCAAAAGUUUGUAUAAACCCCAAUAUUAAUAAAAUGUAUGUCCGAGUAUUUUUAUAUUUGUAGCCAAAGAAAUAUAAAUUGUUUGCUUAAAUUGAUAUAGAAAAUUUUAUACUGUAGCCGAAGUGUACAUCUAUGUAAAUAAAAAUUCGUCAAUUUUCUAUAUGUUAAUGAAUGUUGAUAAGUUUGUUUUAUUUCGAAGUUUGUAUAACUAUGAUAAAUAUAUGUUGAUGUUUUUUCUCUUCUCAAACCUGACUCAAAUAAAUAAUCUAUUGAUGUUCUUUCAGGAAUUGAUUAAAAGUUUAAUGACUUGUUCAAUAAGAUUCAAUCGAUAAAUAUCGCGUACGUAAUAGAAAAUUGCAGAGAGGAACCCCAUUGUGAUAUUUUUAUAACAUAUAGUUACAUAGUAAUAAGAGACUUGUUAAUUGAGUUGUGAUCAUUA